Messenger RNA from Pelagomonas calceolata, 2633 nucleotides. NCBI's taxonomy places the organism in Eukaryota, Pelagophyceae, Pelagomonadales, Pelagomonadaceae. The record is from the annotation of a GenBank genome assembly.
AUGGGCAAGAAACGCCGCCGCACGAGCAACCAGCGCGACGACACCUGGACCAAGGGCCCGGAAAAGCCGGCGGACGCCGCGCGCCGUCUCAAAUGCGCGCGGCGCUUCGAGGAUUAUUAUAGGCAGCAGCUCGGCCUCGACGACGAGGAAUGGCGGCGCAUGAUGGCGACCUUCAGAAAACCGCUGCCGGCGACGUUCCGCGUGACCGCGCCGGACGGCCUCGCGCGCAAGAUCGAACAUGAGUUGAGGGAGGUGUGUGGGCGGUGCGACGCCGCCGCGGCGCGCAUGCGGAGCGAGGGCCCGACCGCGGCGGAUCUGGAACGCUUCUCGCGCGACGCGGAACCGGCGGCCUCCGCGGCGGCCUACCACGCCUUCGCGACGGCGCCCCUGAACCUCACGAGUUUGGACUGGAUCCCGAACCGGCGGGCCUGGCGCGUCGACGCCGAGCGCGCGGCCCUGCGCAAGUCGCCGGCGCACAAAGAAUUACACACUUUGCUCGUGGCGCACGAGCGGGCAGGUACGAUAACCCGCCAGGAGGCCGUGAGCAUGGUGCCUCCUCUCUUCCUGGCUUGUCGACCGGGCGACCGCGUCCUCGACACCUGCGCCGCGCCGGGCUCGAAGACGUCGCAGCUCAUCGAGGCGGUGUUCCCGCCCGGGUCCGGUGAUUUGAAGGAUGCUUCAGGUUUAGUGGUCGCGAACGACGAGGACCUCAAGCGGACGCAUACGUUAGUGCACCAGCUGAAGCGGUUGGGCGCGCCGUGCUGGGCGGCGACGCACGGCGACGCGCGGCUCAUCCCGACGCCGCGCGAUCCUGAUGGACGCAAGUUAUUGUAUGAUAAGGUCCUGGCGGACGUGCCUUGUUCCAGUGAUGGCACUCUCCGGAAGACGCCGGGUGUCCUAGAUCGAUGGUCGACGGCGACAGGCGCGUCGCUCCACGCGCUGCAGGCGUCGAUAGCCGUGCGGGCGGCGCAGCUCGUCAAGCCCGGCGGUACACUUGUUUAUUCCACGUGUUCCCUGAACCCCGUCGAGGACGAGGCCGUGGUCGCGGAGUUGCUGCGGGCGGACCCGUCGCUGACGGUAAUCGAGGACCCGCGCGCGCCGCAAUUAGUAAGACGGCCGGGCCUGACGACCUGGAAGGUCUUGGACGAAGGCGACGAUGGGUUAGUGGAGUACGCGUCGCCCGGCGACGUCCCCGAGGGUAAAAUGCGCCGUUUCCGGCCCUCGGUCUUCCCGCCGACGGACUCACGCAUCCAAACGCAGCUCACGCGCUGCAUGCGCUUCCUGCCGCACGACGCCGACGCCGGCGGCUUCUUCGUCUGCGUCCUGCGCAAGGAAGGUUCUACAGUCGCGGAAACGGCGACGACCGAGGUGCCGCCGAAAAAAGACAAGCCCGACGGCCGCCAGCUCUCCGAGGACGUGAAGUACGUACGCUUCCGGGACGCCGCCGACACGGCGAAGUUGGCCGCCUUCUUCGGCCUCGAAAACUUCCCCUGGGAGCUGCUGGUCUGCCGGUCGGGCGCCGACAACGCCAUGGCGACGCAGCAGUCGGCGAAGAAGGUCGUGCUGGGGACGCCCGCGUGCGCCGCGUUAUGCGAGCGCGCGAAGCAACUCCGGCUGCGCGUCGUCCACGCGGGCGUGAUCACCUUCGCGCGGACCUCGGAGUCGGCGGGCUGCGCGGUCGACUACCGCCUGUCCCAGGACGGCGUCGACCUCGUGCUGCCGUUCCUCACUAAAAGACGCGUCGCGUGUGGGAGAGGGGACUUCGAGAAGCUGCUGGCGGGCGGCUCGCACGGGCCCGAGGCCUUCUCCGAGAAGGUCCGGGCGGAGGUCGCGGCCCUGGGCGCGGGGUCCGUCGUGUUUGUGCUGGAGGACGGGUCGGCGCGGCCGCCGGCGUGCGUCGCGUGGCGCGGCCUCCAGGGCUACGUCUCGGUGUUCGCGGGGAAGGAGGACCUGGUCGUGCUGCGAUCGCGGCUGGGGUAAGAGUUCCUAGAGGUAAACCCGGUCCCGGCGCGCGACGGUGAUGUUCUUCUUCGGCCCAGACGGGAAAUUGGCCGUCGUUCAAUCAAACGACAAGCCAGAUCAUGGGAAACCAAACUCUAGGCACACUGUAUUAUUUAGCGCAACAGCCUUCGCGGCGGGCCAGAAGACCUACGACAUCAGGGUCACGAACGUUAACUCGAAGCUCACUCUUUACGUGGACGGCGAGCUCGACAGCUCCGUGCAAGGAACCGCGACGUACAUGCCGCCCGAAGGUGUCGGUAGACUGAUAGUGGGGUGGGAUGCAGGAUUUGUCCCACCCUACCUGCCGGCCCAAGCCAUCAUCUCCGACGCUCGCUUUGCCGACCUGGACCUAGGCCAAGACGAGGUCCUCCCCAUCUCCAAGCACAGCUACUGCGUCGAGACGAAGUUCUGCUCCAGCAAGCCCUGCACGAACACGACGGCCGCCACGAACCUUACGGUCACGCGCUGCACGACGGGCCUCCAGUACGAUACGGCGACGAACCGUUCACGCAUGCAGGGUCUGCCUGACGCAAGCAGAUUGCGACGGGUCGGAGAUCUGCGAGUUCCCCAGCGCGCGCCGCGGGCUCCGCUUCGGCAGCAUCCAGCAGGAGGGAUGCUGCCACGCGCGCUAA